Molecule: messenger RNA, 1760 nt
Organism: Tetranychus urticae (two-spotted spider mite)
Lineage: Eukaryota; Metazoa; Arthropoda; Arachnida; Trombidiformes; Tetranychidae
Product: bone morphogenetic protein 7
Cellular component (GO): extracellular region
Molecular function (GO): cytokine activity; growth factor activity
Source: RefSeq, a predicted model, not a curated record
UCGCUAGCAAGCGAAUAGUGUCGCCACUGUGGCGCACCCAAAUUGACAUGAAAUUUCCAGUAAAAUUUCCAAACUCACAUGGUUUCCAUCUUAUUUGUUUUUGUUUAAUUUCAUUCAAUGAAAUUCAUUGUUGACCUUUAUUUAAUUUAUUUUUUUGUGUGAUUUAACUUUAGCUGACUACUUUAAAUAAUGAAACGUCAAGCCGAAACUCGAUAUAUCGUUUGCUUGAUGAAUUUACAAUGAAAUUUACAAUCAAGUCUUUCAUUGGUGUCUUUAAUUUGAUUGAAGUUUUAUUUGCAUUGCAACUUUCUGGUGCCAGUUAUGAUCAAAGUAUUGCUUACAAGCUUCUACCGGCCGCAGAAAAGCGGCAACUUCAAUAUCAGAUGCUCAAUCUGUUCGGAUUAGAUCAUAGACCAAAACCAAAGAGAAAAGAUUUGUUUUCAUCCGUUUACCUUCAAAAUUUGUAUCAAUCGUUUUUCAAUGAAGAAACGGCUAAUCUUGAUUGCGAUGAUUCUCAUCCUGUUAUCGUUGAAGGCGAAGUUUUAAGAAGAACAAGUGUUAAAGCUCUUAACGAGUCAGAUGUAAUUGUCAGCUUUGUUAGUAAAUUUCCAAUACAUGUGACGCAUGUUGGACAUGAUGAAGAGUCUGAUCUCUGGUUUGAUACAAGGGAAAUAGCUCCAGGCAGUAAAGUCUUAAGUGCUGAGUUACGAUUGUUCCUAGGCGCAACUCGUUCUUCAACUGCAAUAUUUGAUCUCCUCAAGAUAAAUAUUGAUAUGAUCACUGAUCUUGAUAAUCAGCAAUCUCGCUUGAUAGAUUCUAAAACUUUUUCUUAUAAACAAGGCUGGCUAAUGUUUAAUAUCACUGGUGCCAUUCAAGAAUGGAUUGAUCAUCCGUUAAGCAAUCUCGGUCUUUAUGUGACUGUAUUCUCGCUAUCGACUGGUAAAGAGCUUGACCCAAAGGACAUUGGGCUAAGUGAUCCUAUUGAAGAUAAGCGACCUUUUGUUCUUGCUUUCUUCGAACGCCAAUCCCAUUUGCUGCAUCGAAAAAAAAGAGAUACAAAAAGUAGUGACGAAGUGACUGCUCUUAAACCUCAUAAUCCUUAUUAUGAUUUUACGGAAUUCGUUUCAAGCCGCAGUUGCCAAAAAAAGAGCUUAUAUGUUAGCUUCAAAGAUCUCGGGUGGCAAGAUUGGAUAAUUGCCCCCGAUGGAUAUGCAGCAUUCUUUUGUGAUGGCGAAUGUUCUUUCCCACUCACUGCUCAAAUGAAUGCCACCAAUCAUGCCAUAGUUCAAACACUCGUUCAUACAAUGGAACCAAACAAAGUGCCUAAAGCUAAUUGUGCGCCCACCAAAUUGACUUCUAUUAUGGUUCUCUAUUUUGAUGAUAAUUCUAAUGUUAUCCUCAAAAAGUAUAGGAAUAUGGUCGUUAAAUCCUGUGGAUGCCAUUAAUUAAAUCAAAAUUAUUUAUUUUUUUAAAAAAAGUAACUUUAUGAAAGCAGUCAACUAUGUUUUUAUUGUAAAUUAUGAAUCUCAUCUCAAUUCAUGAAUCUAUUGCCGUUUCUUCAUUAGUUACAAAUCUAAAAUCUUAUUAGUCAAUUUCGUUUGAUUUGAAUCAAUUGUAUUAUUUUACUUGACUAAUUUCUUCUGAAUCAUUUUACUUUUAAAUUUGAAGCAAUCUCAUCUGAUGUUCACAAUAGAAGAAAUUUAAAAAAUAUUAAAAUAUUUGAAUAAAACAGGCUCGUCUGAAUUUCCUACAGCCAUCAA